Rhopilema esculentum is the source of this 2783-nucleotide messenger RNA. Its product is annotated as BTB/POZ domain-containing protein 7. Lineage: Eukaryota; Metazoa; Cnidaria; Scyphozoa; Rhizostomeae; Rhizostomatidae. Gene Ontology annotation, molecular function: protein binding. The record is from RefSeq and is a predicted model, not a curated record. Gene Ontology annotation, biological process: morphogenesis of a branching epithelium.
CUGCCCUGCGGGGCAGGUCAUGAGGACAACAUGAAGUACAAUGGCCUUGAUAAACAUCAGCGAAAGGAAGUGCUCUGAAAGUUGUGGAGGGAGGUCGAUCUGUUCAUGCUAGAGCUUGUCAGAAACACUGGAACAAGACAUCGGCAUCGUUAUGGUUAACUCAAUCUGCUGUCGUUACAAAGAGCUCCGAGGUUAAUUCAUUCUGAGGUCUUGGAAAGUUUUGUGUUUAGACGCAGCUAUGGGGCAAACACCCUCAUCGUCGUCAAAAAAGUUUCCUGAACCAUUUUCUUCACGGUCAAGCUCGAUCCGUUCAUCUGGUACCUUCAGAAAACAGCUAAAAAUUGGAACACUGCGCAAGAAGAUUGCAAAAACAUUGAAAGGCGGAAGAACUCCAGAUUACAGAAGACACAUGCGUGAAGUGCUGGAAACAUGGGACCUCAAGGAUGUGAGUUACCUUGUUCAAGAAUAUGAGGCAUUGCUUGCUCUUAAAGACAUUAUAACUAUGUCGGAAAUGGCUCGUGAGUCGGUUCCGUCGUUGCGUUCAGAUCUUAGUUCCUUAUACGAAUCAAAAAUGCUGACGGACGUUUUAUUGGAGUACAAGGGUGCACUGAUACCUGCUCAUAGGCCGAUUCUUGUUUGUCGCUGUUCAUUUUUUGAAAAGAAGUUAUCAAGUAUAAUAGACGUUCGUAAGCCAGUUCGUAUUGAUUUGGAAGUAGAAGGGCUGACCGUUUCUAUGUUUUCAUUGUUGAUUAAGUACCUGUACACAGGAGAGAUGUUCCAAGGAAAGCUAGAUUGUGAGGAAAUUUUCAAGAAGCUGGGAGAAAGAUUUGGUGUACCUAAUGUUUUAGAAAAGGACUUUAAAUCACUUUUGGAAACUGGUUUAGUCGCUGAUGUAAUCCUAGAAGUUCCUUCAGGUGGGAAUUCACCAUCUCAUCGAUCGAACGAUGUCAGUUCUUUAGAAUUUAAAUGCCAUAGUGCUAUUCUGAGUUGUCGAUCUUCCUAUUUCAAGGCAUUAAUUACGCGCAAAUUCAGAGACGACCCUUCCUCCAUCAGCGCGCAGAGACCGUUGAGGAUUCUAUUGGACGAAAAUAUAAUUCCGCGGCAAUAUAUCCGAGUUUUGUUGCAAUGCAUGUACUUAGAUUGUGUUGAUCUUCGAUCCAUUAUAAAGUGGAAAACAGCUGAUGAUAACAAUGGAAUUGGUGGUGAGACGGAUAAACUUUUAUCAACCCCAGAGAUUGCAAUGGAGUUAUACGAAAUUGGGAAAUUUCUUGAUUUUCCUGCUCUUUGUCAAGCCUGCGAAGACAUAAUAAUCGAAGAAAUAUCCAGUGCUUCUUUAGUUGGAGUUCUGGAAUGGAGUUCACAGCCUUUUGGCUCACAAUGGGUUCACAGACAGGCUUUGCGCUAUUUAAGGGAAGACUUCGUUUCUGUUGCAAAGUCUACAGCAUUUAUUGCAAAUUUACCCAAAAAAUAUUUCAUCGAGGCAAUAAAUAAUGAUUUAUUGCAGGCAAGCGAAGAAGAAGUUUUGUCAGCUGUUGUGCGUUGGGGUGAAUGGCAAGUUUCCAAGAUUAUUGACAAGCAAAAUGGGCUGCCCACAAGCUCUCUAAAUCGCCGAAGUCCUAAGCGAAAAGACAUUAAUGAUGAAGACUUAUACCAGGCCAUCAAAGACAUUUUACCCUUUAUCAGAAUAAAGCAAGUUAUACCAAAAAGUUCGGUCGUACUUCAAAUGGCCUACCACCGUGGAUUAUUGCAGAGGCCGCUUGAUGUUGCCACGGGUGAUAGCGACGCCAUAUUGAGCACCCACUGGGUGCGGUCAUGGAAAGGAAGGCAUCAUGGGAAUUAUGUGCGUCCGAGGCUGUUUAUCCCAUAUUAUGAAGAGGCAAAGGCCUUCUUAAGCGAGAGUAUGAUGGCUGAUGCGAGCUCGACAAACUUGCGAGCAGGUAGAUUUACUGCGAUGCCUGAUAUUAUGCCGACAAUGGAUGCAGCUGAAAGCGAAGGAACGAUGUCAGACCUAACCCUGGAAAGAUUUAAGUCAUAUUCUGCUGAUUUCGUGAGCAUUGAUCGCAAGGUCAUAAAAAGAAUGGGAAGAAGAGAAAAAGAGCUAAAAAGGAUGCAUUCGUCACAAAAAGCACUUUCUCUGUUGUCAGAUGGCAACACACACGUGGUGAACUUCGAAAUCCAAAAACGAGUGAUGCGUGAGUUUGGGUAUCCUGAUUCUUUUGCUUGCGAAGUUUUCAGACACGCCCCAGACAUCAUUGAGGACUCCAGCAGCAGCUCGGGGUCAUCAUCAUCAAGACAUAGUACACUUUCAAAGAUGGGUACGACUCAAAAUGAUGUUGCGGCUGCGGCAGCCCCCGACGUGACCAUACCUGCAGGUGAAAUGUUCAGUCGCUGUGAUGAGAAUGCAUAAAAUGCUUGUCAGUAUUUAUGACCUUACCUGGCUCUAUACCUGGCAACCGCCCCGUUUGUUGUUUGAACUUGUAAAUCUGUCAAAAUUCGUUGUUGUACAAUUUUUUGCAAAGGUUUCUAUUUAGUUCCAACUGUCGUUGGCCUAGCUUUAGUAAUUUAUAGAAGUUCUCAGCUUUGCUCUUAUUAGCAGACAUUUAUUACAUCAAAAGACUGUGAAGUACGAUAUUUGUAUAUUUACAAAAUUUGUAUACUAGGAAAACCAAAUUCAUAGCGCUAUUUAUGUAAAUUUAAAUGUUGAUAAAGAGUUUAAUAUUGUAAUAAAUAAGUGAAAAUUAUCCAAGCGGCGAACUCAACUGACGGUAGCUCUUCUUUUUAUG